Messenger RNA from Aspergillus pseudotamarii, 865 nucleotides. RefSeq names its product HAD-like domain-containing protein. The coding region runs from base 26 to 739 and encodes 237 amino acids. NCBI's taxonomy places the organism in Eukaryota, Fungi, Ascomycota, Eurotiomycetes, Eurotiales, Aspergillaceae. The transcript has a single exon. The record is from RefSeq and is a predicted model, not a curated record.
GUCCUGUUCAAGCAUUCAAGAAAAAAUGUCACAACUUCAAGACUACCGUCUGCUGACAUUUGAUGUCUACGGCACCCUGGUGGACUGGGAAGGAGGCAUUUUGGCUGCUCUCCAAACGUCUCUUGAUAGAAACACCCCUCAGUUAUCCCGUGAGCAUAUUCUCCACGUCUUCCAUGAGCUGGAGCGGGAUCAGCAAGCCAAAACACCGGAGAUGCACUACUCCGAUCUUCUAGCUACCAUCCACCCUGCGCUGCUGCAACAACUAGGCCUCCCCACUCCCACCGCGGAAGAAAGUAAGGCCUUCGGCGAAUCAGUAGGGCAUUGGCCAGCGUUCCCUGACACCGUCGACGCACUGAAGCAAUUAUCGAAGCAUUACAAGCUUGUGGUCCUGUCCAACGUCGACCGUGAGUCGUUUGCCAAGACCAAUGCCGGCAGUCUUCAAGGCUUUCCCUUCGAUCUAAUCAUUACGGCACAAGACAUUGGAUCAUAUAAGCCCAAUAUCAACAACUUCAAGUAUAUGCUAAGCGCUGUGAAGGAGAAGUUUGGGGUUGAACCCAGUCAGGUGCUCCAGACCGCGCAGAGCCAGUUUCAUGACCAUCACCCGGCGCGGAAGGUGGAUAUCAAGUCUGUGUGGAUUGUGCGUCCAGGAGCCAUUAUGGGUAAUCGGGAUGACACCGUCUAUGAUUGGAGAUUUGACACGUUAGGGGGCAUGGCGGACGCAGUACAGGCGGGCAACUGAACAUCUAGAGCUACGGGUAUUCAAGGGGGAGAAAGGUCCUGGGAAUAUAUAUCGGGAUGGUUAUGUGCAGAUACGCUCGAUGUGCCUGGAUGGGUCUAAACACAUUCCCGCGGAAGUUAUAAACAU